Dictyostelium purpureum is the source of this 237-nucleotide messenger RNA. RefSeq lists its product as uncharacterized. The transcript has a single exon. The record is from RefSeq and is a predicted model, not a curated record. NCBI's taxonomy places the organism in Eukaryota, Evosea, Eumycetozoa, Dictyosteliales, Dictyosteliaceae. The coding region runs from base 1 to 237 and encodes 78 amino acids.
AUGAACACAACAACAAGAGCAGUUACCAAUAACGAAAUUAUUAAAAUCUAUAGGUCACUUAUCAGAAAAGCAAGGGAUGAUUUAAAAUUUUCAAAUUAUGAAUACUUUAGAUUCAGACUAAAUAAUGCUUUUAAAGAGCCAGUUAGUAAUUCCUAUGAAAAGUUUAGAAAGUUCCAAGUAACAUCAAAAAUUAUUAUAAUAAUAAAACAUUUUAAUGAUCAUUUUACAAAAUACUAA